AUGGAUCUUGAAAGCCGUCUAAACGAUGCCUUCGACAGUUCUAAUAUCUCAGCAGCGGUUUCAGCACUCGCCGAGGCGAAGAGCUCUCUGUCUGUGGUCAAUAGACUUGACAAAAUAGCGAACAAGGAAUUGGACAAAAAUGAAUUUAAAAACCUCACUCUGCUCUUGCGGGCUAUUGAAAGCUUUAUGGAGAAACACGAGGACCUCAUCCAUAGGCUUAUCCAUCAAGGUCUCAUCGUCAAGAUUCUGACAUGGUUUGAAAAGGCUACAGUUUGCGUGAAGAAGCAGCCGAAACCAACCAGGAGCUUAGCCAAUCUCAUUGAGGUUUUCUAUGACUUCUUCAUGAGCCUUUGUCGGAGCAACAUUGAAGGUAAAGGGACUGUUCUGCACAUUCUCUUACUGCGGUUCGGAGCCGUUGUCAUAGAUUCAGACUUUCCCUUCAGUCUGCGUUUAGAGGGCAUUAGGACCUUAAACUCCAUGAUGGACAGCAGUACCAAAGAGGAAAGGAGGAAAGUUUGCCAGUCUAAGGAUCUCAGUUUACUUCUAGAGCAGUUUGCGGAAGUUAUUCUCAACAUUGGUGAUUAUGAAAUGCAGGUGGCAAUAUCAGAGGCUCUUUGUCGUAUGACGUUGAGAAAAUCGCGAGAAGAGUUUGUGACCAGAUGGUUUGGCGACAGAAGCUUUGCACGGUCCUUCGCAGCUAUAAAUGACAGAGAAUUCGAGACAGACUGCAGAAUAUUUCUCAACAAUCUCAACAGUUAUUUUGGAGAUUCGAGAAGUGUUUUCACGUUUCCCUGUCUCCGAGUCUUUCUGGGAGGCACUCAGCUCUUCAUGCCAGACGACAAGAACCUGGAGAAGUUCUGGGUCGACUUCAACGUGGGAACCUCCUGUAUCAGCUUCUUCGUGAAUGACCCUGAGUGUUCUCUGUGGGGGUCCAUUAACCUGGCUAAAGCAGUCAUAGCUAACCACAGCCUGCGAGUAUGCGAUGAGGAGCAGAUUUUGACCGUACACAUGACCGUACCGGUCACGCAUGCCGGCGCCGCGGCAAUGACUGUCCAGAUCGUCUUCGAGUCCUCGCAUGACAUCCAGACUGCCCUCAGGAGAGUGUUUGAGGACAAACCGCCAAAGCUGGGAGUUCUGGAAUCUUUGUCACAUGUAUCAUCUCUGAAGGACAGCACUAGUGCUUCACUCACUGACCUGCCGCAGUUUACAAGUACCCCUGCUGUGGAGCCUGAGACCAAAGCUCAGGUGGCCCGUGCCAAAGCCUUAAUCUUCCAUCAGUCUCUGUCCUCCAAUGGGUGAGGGACACUUGGAGCGUCCAGUCCUCCUUGGAGCGAUAGCGGUCUAACUCGCACCCAGAGAAGCAUCCGGAAAGACUCGCAGCCCAGAGACUACACCAGGAGAAAACCCAGCGUGAAGAGUAAACUCAAGGUUCUUCCCUUGUCUUCCCCGAGCAGUAAUGAUGAAGCCCAGUCAAAGUUCUCAAAACCAUCCGUUAAACCAAAGGAAGGGGCAGGGGCAGGUCAGGGUCCAGAGAAACAGGUCAAACGGCAGAGCCUGGGCGUGUCCCACCUGUCGACCGAGACUGCGCUGGACUCAGGCAAGUCCAAAUGGGACAUGGACGCUAAAAUUAGCAAAGACAGCUCUCCACUCAAAAGGAAAAGACAGCUUGAAUCUACAGGGCUGUAUGUCACUUUGGAUUCUGGGCUUGGCCUGUUGCCACAGAGACCUCACUUCGAACAAGAAGAGCCAGCUCCUCCUCCACUGAAACCCAGGAGACUCUUCCCUGUCAGCCCACUAGAGGGCGCUGCAGAAUCGAUGGUCAGAGCGCUGACGGGAGAGGAAGAGUCGGAGGCUGAGCUGGGGUCUGGGGUCAUCGUCGCGUUCCAGACGUUUAAAUCUCAGCUGAAGGAACAUUUUUCAACCAGGUAUAAGAAAAUUGAGGCCAGAUCUCUCCAGUCCUUAUCAGACUGUCAGAAGAACGUGACCUCUUUACUGAAAACUGUGCACAAUCAGAGGCUGGUCCAUCUGGAGCGGUUCCAGGAUACUGUGAUGAAGGAACUCGGUCAACUGGAACAGGACUGUCUCUCUCUCAAACAUAUCGAACAGGAAACUGUGAGCUUCUGGCAGAGAGAGGCUAAGGCUGUGAGAACAUUCUGUGAGCGGCAGCAGGGCAGGUUGGACUCUUUAACACAACCCAGAGACAGUUCUAGAGGACCACAGGCGCCUCCGGAGAAAGAGGACACUUCGACCAAGCCCGCUACAGAAGCAGAGGUCCGUAGUGCUUAUGGGAAGGGGAGGCGUAAAGAGUCUCCUGGUCCCGCCGGUGCGCUCGCCUCCGAGCCAGCACGCUAG
This is a messenger RNA of Chanos chanos (milkfish), 2352 nucleotides long. RefSeq names its product synaptonemal complex protein 2-like (gene sycp2l). NCBI's taxonomy places the organism in Eukaryota, Metazoa, Chordata, Actinopteri, Gonorynchiformes, Chanidae. The transcript is spliced from 28 exons. The record is from RefSeq and is a predicted model, not a curated record.